Molecule: messenger RNA, 825 nt
Organism: Suillus subaureus
Lineage: Eukaryota; Fungi; Basidiomycota; Agaricomycetes; Boletales; Suillaceae
Exons: 4
Coding region: 1-825 (274 amino acids)
Cellular component (GO): endoplasmic reticulum
Molecular function (GO): oxidoreductase activity
Source: RefSeq, a predicted model, not a curated record
AUGUCGCGAAAAGUCGUUCUAGUAACUGGCUGUUCAAAAGGCGGGAUUGGCUUCCAUUUAUGUGAGCGUUUUGCGGAGCAAGGAUGCACUGUGUAUGCCACAUCCCGUAGGCUGGAGACAAUGGACGGCUUCAAGCAUUCCGUGGAAAAGCGUGCCAUGGAUGUGACCAGCGAUGACGAUGUGAAACUGGUUGUACAAUCCAUUCUGGAAGAGCAGGGAAAAAUCGACAUCGUUGUGAACAAUGCUGGUGCUAUAGCCAUCGGACCGUUGCUCGAUGUGUCGUUAGAUCAGGCUAGAAAGGCUUUUGAGACCAACACAUUCUCGGUUUUGCGAGUUGCACAGGCAGUCGUACCAUCCAUGGUGGAACGCAAGCAGGGGAUUAUCGUCAAUAUUGGGUCAAUUGCAGGGAACAUCCCUACUCCGUGGAAUGGAUUAUACUGCGCAGCUAAGGCAGCAGUUCACGCGCUCAGUGAUACUCUGGCCAUGGAAUGUAAACCCUUCGGAGUUAAAGUGAUUCUAGUAGCACCAGGUGGCAUUCGGUCAAAUAUCAGUACUAACCAGGCGACCACCCUUGAAUUAACCCCCACGUCCAUCUACAAGCCUUACUUCGAUCGGGUGUACGAACGCAUGCAUAGCAGUCAAGCCGAAGGGAGCAUGCCUACUGAUGAGUUUGCACGAUGUGUGGUUGCAAAGGCGCUGAGUCCCAACCCUCCAACUUAUAUGUCACUUGGGAGCAACUCGCGUCUUUUCGCAUUCCUCCACUGGCUCCCUCAUUGGCUUGUCCUCUGGAUCAUUGGAUCGAAGACGGUUUGGAGGAAGACCUGA